Molecule: messenger RNA, 859 nt
Organism: Dinoponera quadriceps
Lineage: Eukaryota; Metazoa; Arthropoda; Insecta; Hymenoptera; Formicidae
Product: putative aquaporin-10
Exons: 4
Coding region: 1-846 (281 amino acids)
Cellular component (GO): cytoplasm
Molecular function (GO): channel activity
Source: RefSeq, a predicted model, not a curated record
AUGGAUCUAGAAACAUUUAUGAACACUUGCAAAUUUUAUAUAAUACCGCAAUUGAUAACAAUUCCCCUGGUAAAGCUUAUCAAGAGUGUGUGCAGUAAUGAACUCAUUAAAAAUAUACUUUUGGAAAUAAUAGCCACGGCGGAACUAUGCGCAAUAAAUUAUGAAAUCACUGCAGCUGCACAAGAAAUUGGACCAAUGAUGUUUGCAGUCAGUACUUUUAUAGUAAUGACUGUUUGGUUAAUACGUUGGGGCGGCAUAGAAGCUUGCCCUAACGUAAUACUAGAGUGUAUGCUAAUAGAGCGGAACAUACGCUACAUGGGUAUACUCAUAAUAUUUGCUGAAAUGAUCGGCGGUUACCUCGCAUUCAAAUCUAUGCAUGUAAUAUGGGAGUGUUUUCAUCAAUUCAAACGGUCGUCUGUAGGUUGCUCUACAAUGUUUCGUAAGAAUUCUGUUCUGCAUGCGUUUAUCUUCGAAUGGCUAUUGACUAUCACUCAUAGGCUAGCAAUUUAUACCAUAGCAUAUUUAAAAGAAUAUCUAAAACUGAAAUUUAUACCCACUGUGCAAGCUCUCGUGGAGACAAUUUUUAGGACUGCAGUUUCAGGAUUUGUAAUUAUCGGCAGUUUCAACAAUCCAGUGUUAGGAGCUUGUGUGAGAUACGGUUGUUCAGAAAUCGAUAACUAUGAAAGUCUAUUAGUUUAUUGGAUUGCCCCUUUUUGCGGAUCUCUCCAUGCAUUGUACACAUUGCACUUGUGCAAACAAUUUGUAACAUAUUUAGUAUUUAAAUCGCCUACUCGUGAUGAGAAAGUUAUUCUUAAACUUAACGAUGUGGGUUACAAUAGUUUAUAAUAUAAGAUCAUAU